Acanthosepion pharaonis is the source of this 855-nucleotide messenger RNA. The record is from the annotation of a GenBank genome assembly. Lineage: Eukaryota; Metazoa; Mollusca; Cephalopoda; Sepiida; Sepiidae.
AUGGAUAGAGGCUUAUAUUUCUUUCUUUCUUUCUUUCAAAUUCUUUCUUUCUUUCAUUACAUUUCUUUCUAUGCUAAUACCUAUUCCAUAAAGGUUAUAUUUUUUCUUUCUUUCUUUCUUUCUUUCUUUUAUUAUCUUUCUUUCUUUCUUAUUAGGUAUUCCAUAAGAUUAAUGGAUAGAGGCUCUUUUUUCUUUUCUUUCUUUCUUUCAAAUGCCAGUAUAUUUUUUUUCUCUCUUUCUUUCUUUCUUUUUCUUUUUUCUUUCUUUCUUAGACCUUAUGGAAAGAUUAAUGGAUUUAGGCUUCUUUCUUUUCUUUCUUUCUUUCUUUCUUUUUCUUUCUUUACAUUCAUUUCUUUCUUAAUUACCUAUUCCAUAAGUUUUAAUUUUUCUCUCCUUUCUUUCUUUUCUUUCUGUCUUUCUUUCUUUAUUUCUUUAAUGGAUACCUAUUCUCUAUUUAUAUUUUUUUCUUUCGGGUUUUCAAAUUCCUUUCUUUUCAUUUUCUUUCUUUUGCUUCUUAUACCUUUCAAGGUUAUGAAUCUUUCUUUUCUUUCUUUCUUUCUUUAUUUCUUUCUUUCUUUCUUUCUUUCUGGAAGAUUAAUCCAUAAGUUUAUAUUUUUUUCUUUCUUUCUUUCUUUCUUUCUUUCUUUCUUUCAUUACAUUCCUUUCAUUCUUAUACCAUUUUUAAGGUUUAAUUCAUCUUUCCUUUCUUUCUUUCUUUCUUAUUUCUUUUCUUUCUUAUUAGGUAUGGAAAGUUUAAUGGAUAGAGGCUCUUUCUUUCAAAUUCUUUCUUUCUUUCAAAUUCUUAUUCGAAUUCAUUACAUUCACUUAUAUGCUAAUUUCCUUUUUUUUCUUUGA